Messenger RNA from Ornithodoros turicata, 1360 nucleotides. Its product is annotated as dehydrogenase/reductase SDR family protein 7-like. Lineage: Eukaryota; Metazoa; Arthropoda; Arachnida; Ixodida; Argasidae. The record is from RefSeq and is a predicted model, not a curated record. Bases 337 to 1287 code for a protein of 316 amino acids. The transcript has 7 exons. Gene Ontology annotation, cellular component: membrane.
CCACAAUCCAAACCAUCCAAACAUGCAGUGACGCACGACUUCCUGGGACGAACUCCGGAAGUUCUCUUUCUACCAAUGAGAGCCUCCUAAAACUGUUACUGCUCGUAGCCACGAUCCACCUUUGAACACAUAACUUAGGGCGUUCAUCGAAGCGUUCGUGCAAGCCACUUAACUGCAACCCUAAACUUAGUGCACUAACGCGUUAGUGCAACACUUGCCAAGUGUUACACUUAGGAAGGUUUCGUGCAAGCGGGCUGGCUACUUUAGUACUUUUCGGUUCCCGACUACAUUGGCUACAUUUUGCGUUAGCGAGUUGGCAACCCUGUUCACUGUUAAAUGGAAUUUCAGGAAAGGUCAUGGAGCCACUGGCUUCGGCUCAUUGUAGGAGGUGUCUUCCUUCCCAUACUCUUUCCAUAUGUCGUUUAUAAGCUGUACAGGCUGAAAUCUCUCAGGCCGGAUUGUCUUCGUGACAAGGUCGUCCUCAUUACUGGCGCAAGUUCGGGACUCGGUGAAGCCCUUGCUUACAAGUUUCAUGAGGCAGGCUGCAAGGUUAUAUUGGCCUCAAGGAGACUGGAACAACUGGAAAGAGUGAAAAGGAAUAUCAUGAGUCAGACGACCACAAACAACGCACCGUCUAUACUUGAACUGGAUUUGGCGGAUCUCAAAGCAAUACCUGCCAAGGCAGAGGAAGCUCUGGGCAUCCACGGACGCAUCGACAUCCUCAUCAAUAAUGGAGGCAUUAGCACUCGCGGUGACGUUCUCGAGACUGAUAUCCAAGUUCACGUCAAGGUCAUGAUGGUGAAUUAUUUUGGCCAAGUCGCUCUCACCAAAGCUAUUCUUCCAAGCAUGAUUGACAGGAAGGACGGCAGUAUCGUGGCCAUCAGUAGCGUACAAGGAAAAAUUGGUAUUCCCUCACGUUCCGCUUACAGCGCAUCGAAGCACGCCACUCAGGCGUUUUACGACUGCCUUUUAUCCGAAGUUUCCCACUCCAAUGUCCAUGUGUGCGUCAUAUCACCUGGCUACAUCAGAACAAAUUUGUCUAUCAAUGCACUCACAGGCAGUGGCACCACCUAUGGGGUUAUGGAUGAGACAACUGCCAAUGGAAUGGAACCGAAGGAGGUUGCAGAUGCCGUCAUCGAGGCCGUAGUUAAUCGAAGAUGGGACGUCAUUCUGGCAACCUUGGCACCACGACUGGUCAUUGUGUUACGUGUCCUUUUUCCUUGGCUCUAUUUUAUAAUUAUGAUUAGCAGGGCAAAGAGGUUACGCCAAAAUUCUGUUCGGACGUGAUUGCAUAAAUAACAGGUAGAGACUGUGUACAUUCGAGAAACAGACUUUGUAUUAAAAAAAAACCUUGGUUGCA